Messenger RNA from Talaromyces stipitatus ATCC 10500, 696 nucleotides. RefSeq lists its product as uncharacterized. NCBI's taxonomy places the organism in Eukaryota, Fungi, Ascomycota, Eurotiomycetes, Eurotiales, Trichocomaceae. The coding region runs from base 1 to 567 and encodes 188 amino acids. The transcript has 3 exons. The record is from RefSeq and is a predicted model, not a curated record.
AUGUCCAUCCACUCUUCAAUUUGCAGGGCCGAUUACAUCGUAGCCGGAGGAAGCCAAGGUGUUAGCUCUACUGUCGUCCAUGCCAUCUCUGUAUAUGACGGGAACAUUAUAGUGCUGGACAUCAGAGAUACUCGAAGAGUUCGGAAUGCUCACAAAGAGAUAUGGUAUAAAGAUCAUAUAUAUCACAACGGCGUAGCCGACGAGAAGAGCCUUACGUCUUCAUUUGAUCAGGCCGCAGGGGCCGCAACUGAGAAGCCUUUCGUUGAACAUACCUGGACAGACAUGCAAAGAGUUCAAGAGAUAUGUUUCCCAAGCCAGAAUGCCUUUACGCAGGACGGAGGACUGAAAACACACCGAAGGUCCUCGGGACAUUUUUUCGCAAGUCAACUAGCUGCCAAGCAGUUUCUUAAGAAGGGAAGUCCUGGAAGUAUCGUCCGUGUCGCAUCAAUCAUCUCGUACACAGUCCUUCCUAAAUACCGCAUGUCCACCUGCAGUUCCUCUAAGGGCACCGUAGUAAUUCUCAGGGAGUUGUUAUUGUCGAACUCGCGCCACUCUGAAUCUGCGUGAAUUCCAUAUCCCCUGGGUUUAUCGACUCCGAGCAUACGCGAGUUGUUGAAAAGGGAGCCCCUGUAUCACCACCUAUAUAUGCCUUCGACUAAGCAAGAAUUGUGCUAGAAGGAGAAGUAACCAUCACCG